This is a messenger RNA of Paramecium tetraurelia, 1569 nucleotides long. RefSeq lists its product as uncharacterized. Lineage: Eukaryota; Ciliophora; Oligohymenophorea; Peniculida; Parameciidae. The record is from RefSeq and is a predicted model, not a curated record. The transcript is spliced from 5 exons.
AUGACACUAAAUAUAUUUAUUUUCUUCUUAUUCUCUUUAGCUAGCACAUAAGAACAAUGGGAUAUUAUAUACAAAAGCUUUCAAGAUUCUAACACAAUGGAUGCAUCGGGCUGGAUUGUACUUAAUAAUUUUAAUGGAAUAUUAUUUUCUACAUGUAAUGGCACUAGAUUGUUUGGAGGAUAUAACUCAUUUGGACCUAAUACAACAGUAUCUAAACACUUUUCUUUACCUCCUCAUUAUUAAAUCAACGUUACUUUUGAAUUUUGGAAAAUUGAUAGUUGGAAUGCUGAAUAUGUUUAUUUUUUUGCGGAUGAUGUAUCUCGGCAAAAAUAAUUUUUAUACGAUGAUGGGACCUAACUUUGUGGAUCGAAUUAAAUUAAUAGGAAUGAGAUAGGUGUGCCUGUUACAAUUAUAAUGAAUCAUAUCUCUGAAUCAUUAUUCUUAAUUAUGACUACUAAUCUGGAUGAGACAGCCCAUUCAGAAAGUUGGGCAUUUAGAGAUUUUACAUUAUCUAUAGUAAGAUGUCCUUUGGGUUGUUUAUUUUGUUCAGACAAUGAUUAUAAUAAUUGUUAUUAAUGGACUGGUAUUUUAUCGCUGUGGCAUGAAUCAAUCUUGCUUGAUGGAUGGUUGAAAAAUGAUAAUAUCUAACCUUCAACAUAUAAAUGUGUAAGUUUUGAUCUUGUUGGAGGAUACCUUAACUUAGCACCAAGUGAUAAGUUAGAAAAAAUUAUACAAAACUUGAUUUUUCAUUAUUAAAUUUAAAUAAGUGUAUAACUUUGGAAAAUUGAUACAUGGAAUAAUGAAAACUUUGAGUUACUGGUAGACGAUUAAAUUUAAAAGUAAAUUGUUUUAGGAACUACAGGUUCUUACUCUAUUUGUGGAUCCACUGGAUUAGAAAGUAUAUUUAACAUUGCAGUUACUUUACCUCAUUCAUCAUCAUCAUGUAAAAUAACAAUGUAGACCAAUCAUAAUGUAGCAACUACAGAUGCUUAUUGGGGAAUAAGGGCAUUUAAUAUAUAUAUUGCAUAAAACUGUUAUUAUGGUUGUAAACAAUGUCUAGGUCCUUUAAAAACUGAUUGUUCUGUAUGUAUAAGGGAAUGGGUCUUUUACAAUAGCUUAUGCAUUUAUCCUUCUCCUAUGUUGGGUAUAACCAUCCGAAUUACUUAAAUUAAAGAUCCAAAGUCACAUGAAAGGAUUCCUAUGGAAAUCAAUCUAUUAGAAACUAAUUAAUAAGUAGUUACUUAAGGAACAUUCACAUAUACAAUUGAUAAAAAUCUAUAAAUAUUGAAUAUCAGAGUCUAUGCAAAAUGCUAUCCUAAUAAAAAAAUGUUAAGCUAUUUUAUAAAGUGUAUCGAAUGUUAAUCUUAAAACUAGUAUUAAUUUUAGCAUUAUUGUUAUGGGGCUAUAAAUUCAAUAAUUUAUAAUGCCAGAUUUCAAUAAAAAACAGUUUCAGAAUAAUAAUUGAUAAUAAAUUCUUCUGAUACUGAAUGUUCAAUUUAUUAAGUAGUAAAUGUUGGAAACGAAUAGCUUCAAAUCAAAUUAUUACAAAUUUUAUAACAGAAUGUUUGA